UCCUGUAUUUCAGGCCGUAGACACUUGUUAAAAAAGUAGUAUGUAAAGCUUGAAAAAUAAUUUUUUGUAUUUUUUUAAAUCAAAACAAUAAUACUUCGUGGGGGUUUUACGUUCUUACUUUGAAAUUAACAAAAGAGCUAAUGGAUCAAGAUCUUUGGCUGAAAGCUCUUUCUUACCAUGGACCUUUGCUUCUUCAAAUUGUGCUGAGUGAAACGAAAGUAACUGGAGAGACUGAAGAAGAAAAUGCAAAAAUUAGGCUCUUUGAGUUCAUCAAAAAUAAGCUAGGUUUCCUGUUUAAAUGUCGCCCCCCACCAAAAUUGCCAUAUAGAAAAUCUUCCUUACCAAUGAUGCCUGUAGAAAUUUUCCAAAAUUGUACUCCUGAACAGAGGCUGAACCUUUUUUAUAAAAGCUUAGAUCGUGGAGAUAUUUUAUCAUUACGGGUUAUAAAUGAUAAGCUUCCAGACAACUACAAAUUGCUUGUUUUAGCUAAACAAGAAGGAUGCAUGAAAUUAGAUGAUCUGUCUUUGACUAUGUAUCUACCUAAAUUACAACCUGAAAUGGAUCUUGCUGGAGGAGAAUUAAAGUCUGAAGAUUUAAUUAGAGCUGCCGUUUGUUCAUGUUCAAUUGAUGAGCGGAAGUUAUAUGUGACACUUGAUAGCAAUGUACUAGAUGAUGAUAAAGAACCUGUUCAGUUGGGAAAGAUAUCUGAAGAGGAGCUUCCACCGUAUUGGGUGAGUUUUUUUUUUUUUUUUUUUUUUUUUUUUUUUUUUAAGAUUAAAAAAAAAUUUAAUCAUUUUAAAAUUUUAAAAUUUAGUUAAUUUUUUACUAUAAUU
Stegodyphus dumicola is the source of this 833-nucleotide messenger RNA. RefSeq names its product tetratricopeptide repeat protein 14-like. Lineage: Eukaryota; Metazoa; Arthropoda; Arachnida; Araneae; Eresidae. The record is from RefSeq and is a predicted model, not a curated record. Gene Ontology annotation, molecular function: protein binding.